Messenger RNA from Micromonas pusilla CCMP1545, 1717 nucleotides. RefSeq lists its product as uncharacterized. Gene Ontology annotation, molecular function: D-xylulokinase activity. Lineage: Eukaryota; Viridiplantae; Chlorophyta; Mamiellophyceae; Mamiellales; Mamiellaceae. The coding region runs from base 8 to 1666 and encodes 552 amino acids. The transcript has a single exon. The record is from RefSeq and is a predicted model, not a curated record. Gene Ontology annotation, biological process: xylulose metabolic process.
CGGCGUGAUGUCGUCCCUCGCGCGCACCGCCGCGAUCGCCGCGGCGGCGUUCGACACGGCGCCGCAUCGUCGACGCGGACGACGCCAUCGCGGACGCGUCGUCGUCGCGCGCGCGAAGGCGUCGGCCGCGUCGAACGCCGCGGAUAAAGCGAAAUCCAAAGCCACCUACGCCCUCGGCGUGGACGUCGGCACGCAAGGCACGAAGGCGAUCCUUUACGACCUCGACGCGCGCGCGGUCGCCGGGCGCGGCGCGAAGUCGUACGGCCUCCUCCCGAACGCCUCCGCGAACGCGGCGGAGCAAGACCCGGCGACGUGGCUCGACGGCGUCCGCGUCGCGGUGAAGAACGCGCUCGCGGACGCCAGAGCGACCCCCGACGCCAUCGCGUGCGUCGGCGUGAGCGGGCAGCAGCACGGCAUGGUGUGCUUGGACGCGGAAGGGGCGGUCGUGCGACCGGCGAAGCUGUGGUGCGACACCGAGUCCGCGGCGGAGGCGACCGAGCUCGGGAAGAUGUUCGGUUGGAACAUGCAGGCGGGGUUCACCGCGUCCAAAGUGCGAUGGCUCAAAAACGUCGAGCCUCAAAACUGGGAGAGGACGAAGACCGUGUGCUUGCCGCACGAUUACGUCAACUACUUCAUGACCGGGGAGAUGCACAUGGAGAGGGGCGACGCGAGCGGGAUAGGCGUCAUGGACAUGGAGGCGAGGGAGAUCGACGAGGCGAAGUGCGACGCCGUCGACGCGCGGUUUUUCGAGACGCUUCCGAAGCUCCUCCCGCCGGACGUCGAAUGGGGCAAGGUAACGCCCGACGCUGGGGCGUUUUUAGGUCUCCCCGCGGGCAUCCCCGUCUCUGUCGGCAGCGGCGAUAAUAUGAUGAGCGCCCUCGGCGCCGGGUGCGUGAACGAAGGGCGGCUCGUGGUUUCGUUGGGCACCUCGGGCACGCUGUUCGGGUACAACGCCGAAACCGUGCCGGAUCCGACGGCGGCGAUCCAGCCGUUCUGCGACGCGACGGGGGGAUACUUACCGCUCCUGUGCUCCAUGAACUGCACGCGCGUCGUCGGCGAAGCGAGGCAGGCGUUCGGCGGGGGAAGGUCGCACGAAGAGCUCGCCGAGGAAGCGAAGAGCGUGCCUCCCGGGAGCGGCGGCGUGCGUUUUUUGCCGUACCUCGUCGGCGAACGCUCGCCGAACUGGCCGCACGCGAUGGGGACGUUAACCGGUCUGAGGCCCGGGUCGCUGUGCACGCCCGGGGUUGUGUACAACGCCGCGAUGGAGGGCGCGACGUACGCGCUGCUAGGUGGACUGAAACGCAUGUCCGAGCUCGGUUUAUCCCCGCCGACGGAGCUCGCCGUCGUCGGCGGCGGGUCGAAGAGCAAACGGUGGCGGCAGAUCAUCGCGGACGCGUUCGACACGAGAGUGACGUGGCCGGUCGAGCCCGAGACCGCGGCGCUGGGCGCGGCGCUCCAAGCCGCGGCGCUCGUGAGCGGCGCGAGCACGCGAGCGUUCGUGGAGGAAAAUCCGCCGGCGUACGCGGACGACGUGUCGGAGCCGAAUCCGGACGCCGCGGCGGCGCACGCUGAAAAUUACGAGGAGUUCGUCCGAGAGGGCGAGGCGCUGUUCGGGCCAGAGAUCGUGUGCGACGUCCGCGGCGAGUACGACGAGGUAUACGCGUAGAGUAGAGAAGACAAAGCGAGAUGGAUGUGAUGAUGACUUAUUCGUUUCUUU